Micropterus salmoides (largemouth bass) is the source of this 6392-nucleotide messenger RNA. RefSeq names its product myosin IIIA (gene myo3a). Gene Ontology annotation, molecular function: protein binding; protein kinase activity; cytoskeletal motor activity. The record is from RefSeq and is a predicted model, not a curated record. The transcript has 35 exons. Lineage: Eukaryota; Metazoa; Chordata; Actinopteri; Centrarchiformes; Centrarchidae. Bases 422 to 5845 code for a protein of 1807 amino acids. Gene Ontology annotation, cellular component: myosin complex. Gene Ontology annotation, biological process: protein phosphorylation.
UUCUAGCAAACAUUCUAGCAAACAUGUGUAUUUUAAACCAGGCUGUAGCUGGAUGUCAUCAGCCUCUGAACUGAACUCUCAGUCCGGCUCUGGCUCAGCCCCACGGCGGCUCUUUCCCCCAGCAGAGCCUUUGUAAUGGGACACUGCUAAAUGAUGCUCCAGUGCAGUCAUGGCCUGUUACACCUGACUCGCUCCUCGCUGCACUCGCCUGUUGUUAGCUCGUCUUCUCCAGGCUAAUUUAUGACCCUUCCAGACUCACCGGCUACGAAUUACUCAAACUAAUCACGUGAGCCUGAUAACUUCUUUAUGCAUUCCUUGUUCUUGAUAUGUGAAACAUAGCAGAGGAGGUUGGAGCACACAGGAACUACACUUUGCUGGCUAAUGCUAUCAUGCACUUAAAGAAGAGAGAUCUCUUCUGAAGAUGUUUCCACAAUCAGGGAAAUCCAUUGUCUUUGACAACUUUCCAGAUCCCACUGACACCUGGGAAAUCAUCGAGACGAUCGGGAAAGGGACCUACGGAAAAGUCUACAAGGUGCUCAACAAAAUUGAUGGAAGUAAAGCAGCUGUAAAGAUACUGGAUCCCAUCCAUGAUAUUGAUGAGGAGAUCGAAGCGGAGUACAACAUCCUCAAAGCUCUUUCUGACCACGCCAACGUUGUCAAAUUCUACGGGAUGUACUACAAGAAGGAUGUGAAAUGUGGAGAUCAGUUGUGGCUAGCACUGGAGCUCUGCAAUGGUGGCUCUGUGACAGAUCUGGCUAAAGGCAUGCUGAAGAGAGGAGACAGAAUGGACGAAGCGAUUAUUGCCUACAUCUUGCACGAGGCCCUCAUGGGCCUCCAGCACCUGCACGUCAACAAGACCAUCCACCGUGACGUCAAAGGCAAUAACAUCCUAUUGACGACGCAUGGAGGGAUCAAACUCGUGGAUUUCGGUGUUUCAGCCCAGCUGACAAAUACCCGUCUGAGGAGGAAUACCUCAGUGGGAACUCCCUUCUGGAUGGCUCCCGAGGUAAUCGCAUGCGAGCAGCAGCUGGACUCAACCUACGAUGCUCGCUGUGAUGUCUGGUCACUCGGCAUCACCGCCAUAGAGCUGGGAGAUGGAGACCCACCCCUCUCUGAACUCCACCCAAUGAGAGCCCUUUUCAAAAUACCCAGAAAUCCUCCUCCUACUCUCCACCAGCCGGAGCUCUGGUCAGACGACUUUAAUGACUUCAUCUGCAAAUGUCUGAUUAAGGACUUUGAGCUGAGACCGAAUGUGCUAGACCUGCUCCAGCAUGUUUUCAUCAAACAGAUUGUUAGCAGAGAGAAAAUACUGCAGAAGCAAUUGAUUGAACUCAUUGAUCUCAACCAACAAAUAGGAGUCACUGAAAAAACAAGGCAUGAACGCAUCCACACUAAAAGAGGAAGCCACAUGAAGACACAGACGGACCCUGACGAGGUGGAUGACCUCGCCACCCUGGAAGUUCUGGAUGAGAACACCGUGACUGAGCAUCUUCAGAGUCGCUAUGGAAGAGAUCAGAUUUAUACCUAUGUGGGAGAUAUCCUCAUUGCAGUCAAUCCUUUCCAUAAGAUGGAGAUAUACACUCCUCAGUACACUAAGAUGUAUAUAGGAGCAAAGCGUACAGCUAACCCACCACACAUCUUCGCUGUGGCAGAUGUUGCCUACCAGUCCAUGGUUUCAUACAACGCAGACCAGUGUGUUGUGAUCAGUGGGGAAAGUGGAGCUGGGAAAACAGAGAGUGCUCAUCUGUUGGUGCAGCAACUGACAGUUCUUGGGAAGGCCAAUAAUCGGACACUCCAGGAGAAGAUCCUGCUGGUUAACAACCUGGUGGAGGCUUUUGGGAACGCCUGCACUGUCAUCAAUGACAACUCCAGCCGCUUUGGCAAGUACCUGGAGAUGAAGUUCACCUGUGGAGGAACAGUGGUUGGAGCGCAGAUAUCUGAGUACUUGCUGGAGAAAUCUAGAGUCAUCCACCAGGCAGUAGGGGAGAGGAACUUCCACAUAUUCUACUACAUUUAUGCUGGCCUGGCUGACAGGAAGAAACUAGCCCACUACAAGCUCUCCGACAGCAAAACACCUAAGUAUCUGUGCAACGAGCACAUUAAAUUAGGGCCUGACAUAGUGAGCAACACCUUCUACAAGGAGCAGUUUGAUGCAGUCGAGCAGUGUUUCAAAGUCAUUGGAUUCACCCUGGAGGAGCUGGGCAGUGUUUACAGCACCCUGGCUGCUAUCCUCAGCUCUGGGGAUAUCGAGUUUUCUCCGGUGGCCUCGGAGCACCAAACGGACAAGAGCGACAUCUCCAACAUUUCUGUCCUGGAGAACGUGGCGUCGCUGCUGUGUAUCCGCUCAGACGAGCUCCAGGAAGCCCUGACCUCCCACUGUGUUGUGGCCAGGGGAGAGACGAUCGUCAGGCCCAACACGGUGGAGAAGGCGGCGGAGGUGAGGGACGCCAUGGGCAAGGCUCUCUACGGCCGCCUCUUCAGCUGGAUUGUCAACCGCAUCAACGCACUGCUGCGGCCUGACAGCCAACUAGGAGAGGAUGACAAGGGCUUGAACAUCGGCAUCCUGGACAUCUUCGGUUUUGAGAACUUCAAGAAGAACUCUUUCGAGCAGCUCUGCAUCAACAUCGCCAAUGAGCAGAUCCAAUUUUACUUCAACCAGCACAUAUUCGCGUGGGAACAGGAUGAGUACUUGAAUGAGGAGGUGGACGCUCGGAUGAUUGAGUAUGAGGACAACAGGCCCCUCCUGGACCUGUUCCUACAGAAGCCCAUGGGGAUGCUCUCACUUCUGGAUGAGGAGAGUCGGUUCCCACAGGGCACCGACCAGACCCUCGUAGAGAAAUUUGAAACUAACCUCAAGACAAAAAGCUUCUGGAGACCAAAGAGGGUUGACCUUGGCUUUGGUAUUCACCACUACGCUGGGAAGGUGAUUUACAAUGCUGCAGGCUUCUUGGCCAAGAACAGGGACACGCUACCAGCCGACAUCGUCCUGCUGCUGAGGUCGUCAGAAAACGAGCUCACUCGCAAACUGGUCACCCAUCCCCUCACCAAAACAGGCAACCUUGCCCACACCAAGGGUAAAGGCAUAAACACAAUGCGCAGCUCGCGGACCCCGACACGCACCAUCACCUUAGCCAAGCCAGGUGAACGUGGAGACACUCCUUACCACCCCAGAGAAACCACCAAUAUGAGAACACAGACAGUGGCCUCCUACUUCAGAUACUCUCUGAUGGACCUGCUGUCCAAGAUGGUGGCAGGGCAGCCUCACUUUGUUCGCUGUAUCAAACCAAACAACGAUCGGCAUGCCAACAAGUUUGACCGGGAAAAGGUCCUGGUUCAGCUCCGUUACACUGGAGUUCUGGAGACGGCCAAGAUCAGGCGGCAGGGCUACUCGCACCGGAUCCUGUUUGCUAACUUCAUAAAGAGGUAUUAUAUUUUGGCUUUCCAUGCUCAUGAAGAGCCAGCUGCGACUCCAGAAACAUGUGCUGCAAUACUGGAGAAGGCCAAGCUGGAGAACUGGGCAAUGGGGAAGACUAAGGUGUUUCUCAAGUACUACCACGUUGAACAUCUGAACCUGAUGGUGCAGCAGGGCACAAAACGGAUCAUUCUGCUGCAGGCUUAUGUCCGAGGCUGGCUGGGAGCCAAGCGGUACCGGCGGAUAUUAAAGGAGCGAGAACAGAGUGCUCUGGUGUUGCAGUCAGCUUACAGGGGGCAUAAAGUUCGGAAGAGGGUGGCUGAUGACAAAAGCAAAGCAAAGUUUGAGGCCUUCAUCGUCCACUUUCAGGCUGUUUGCAGGGGUUAUCUUGCAAAAAAGAAAUACAAGGAGUUGGUAGAUGAGAAGAACAAAGCUGCGACCAAGAUUCAGGCCCGCUACAGAGGGCACAAGGAAAGGAAAAGCUUCAAAAGAAAACAGGAAGCCAAAGAGAAAGAGAAAGCAGAGAAGGCCCUUAAAGAAAAAGAAGAGACUCCUGAACCAGAGACGGUCACCAAUGAAGAAAACUCACCUGCCACCAACAACGAAGUGAAUAACGAGGACGACGAAGCCAAGGCUGCCGUGGUUCUCCAGAGCAACUUCAGGGGAUACAAAGAGAGAAAAAAGUUUAAAGAGAGAAAAAAGACGAUGGCUGGGGCUGAAUUAGAGUUACCAUCGUUGGAACAAGAAGGUGGUAAAGAGCCUGGCAGCAACAAAGGGGAAGGGGGAAAGACAGCUCAAGAGGAGAAUGACGAAGAUGAAGAAAGUACGUUUGAAGCAGAGGAGAAUGAUGACAGUGAUCACACACAGGUGCCAGAAGAUGACGAACAUACAGAAGUGGCAGAUGAAGCAGUGAUUGAGGAGGCACCAGCGGCAGAUGCUGCAAAAGAAGAAAAGGCUGCCGGGGAAGAGGCGGUCAACACAGAAGAAGAAACCAAGGCUGCCACUGUUAUCCAGAGCAAUUUCAGAGGCCACAAAGAGAGGAAGAGGUUACAGGAGGAAGGCAAGAUCCCAGCUAAGAAACAGAAAGCAAAAAGUCCUACGGGUGAUGAAGUUCAAACGCCAGCAGAAGAAAUCAGUAGCCAGGAGACAGAAAGAGAAGAACCGAUGGAGGCUCAAGCUGGAGCAGAUGUCAUGUCAGACGACCAAGACGAGACCAAAGCAGCUGUGGUGAUUCAGAGCAACUUCCGUGGCCACAAGGAGCGCAAACGACUCGAGGAGGAAGGAAAGAUCCCUAAGAAGGUGAAGAAGGACAACAAAGUUACACCGGAACCUCCAAAAGAGGAACACCAGGUAAUGCAGACAGAAGAAUCAGUGCCAGAAUCCCAGCCGGGUGAUUCUGCCAAGAACCCGGAGGGACUGGACGAGGAAAAAGCUGCCACUGUCAUUCAGAGUAACUUCAGAGGCCAUCGCGACCGGAAGAAACUGAAAGAAGAGAGAGAAACUCGAAACAAAGCAAAGGUUGAUGCAGAAGAGGAAACAAAAGAGGAGGCAGACGAGGAGGCCCUGGAUGUCACCGAUGUUGUGAUAGAACGUAAAGAGGAGGCCCUGGAUGUCACCGAUGUUGUGAUAGAACGUAAAGAGGAGGCAGAUGCUGAAAAAGAAAGACAGGAGGAAGAGCAAGCUGCAGUGAAGAUCCAGAGUAACUUCAGAGGGUACAAGGACAGGAAGAACCUGAAGGCCAACAAGCAAACAACACAGACGCAAACGGCACAGCUAGAGAACUUCUCCAAACAGAUCACAAAAACUUCUCAGGACUUUCUGGCCCUGCAGCAGAAGUUGAAUGAGAUCAUCCAGGCCCAUCAAUCAAACCCAGAGAACAAUGGCAUGUUUGUAAGAGGAAAAGCAAUCAAUGGCUAUGCUCCCCAGAAUCACCAAUCAACUGACAAGAGAUUGUCGAGGACUCCCCGCAGGACCCAGCAGCCGAAGACCCUCAACACACCAGAGGACUCCACCUAUUACACCUUGAUUCAUAGGUCUGUCCAGGAUGAUAAACGCAAGCCCAGGAAAGAGGAUCCAGGAAAGCUGCUGGAUGUAGAUGACCACUACUACCGGGAACUGCCCACCAGCAGGUCUGAACCCUCCAUCUCCACAGAGGACACGUCGCACAGCAGCACGCCUGAGAGAAGGCACUCUGUAGAGAGGAGGCAGUCCACAGAGAGGGAGCCGGCUUCAGAGCAGAGACCAGCUGCUGCCAGUAGACCGACCAGAGAGAGGGCCGUCACUGAACCCGAGCCUCCCAAACCUGCCACUGACAACAGGCACUCUGUUCCCAGAAUGCCCUCCACAGAGAGUCGGGCUGACGAGAAUCCAUAUGACUUCAGACAUCUACUGAGGAAGACCUCCCAGAGACGAAAGCUCAUCAAACAGUACUGAACGCAUAACUGAACUUUUUUAAAGCCAUUUGGCACAUAAUCUGUCAAAGCAGGUUACACAUGAUGUGGCAACCUAACAUAUAUCAUGCCAUAUGAUGUACGUGUAUUUGAUUCAUCACAGCUUCUUUAAAAACCGUUGAAACUUUAUAGUUACAGAAAUGAAUGCUUUGAUUGUAAGUCACCACCAGUGUAAUUAAUCUAAAUGCAGCAAAGACAGGAUGAAGGUAAAUGUAAAUAAUAAAAUACUACUCCCUUUUAACUUGCUGUAAAUGAAGGUUUUAUUUAUGCAAUUUGUAAACUAGACGCAGCUACUUUUGCUCAUCAAUUUCCUGUUUUUUAGUUUGUGUUUGAGGUUGUCCUUAUCCAUUUAAAAAGCAACUAGAAUUGUGUAAAAUAUCUUUAGAUCGUGUAAAUACAAAAGCCAUGCUCUCACACUUGAACACUUGGCAUUUCGAUCCAGUUUUGAAGAACAUAUCUCUGGAAAAUCAGCUUCAGUGUUGUCAUGUUGUAUGAAAUGUACAUUCUCCUGUCUGCUAUAAUCUCUGUUU